AUGCAGUCCGUUCCAUUACUGCUCAGACAGUCGUUACGAUCGAGCGUUCGAAUAUCAAGACCCUCUCACCCAAUACGGCCAUCAGCCCUCCCCGUUGCUGCUGGCCCCAAAGCUCUUCACAGCACCAACGGAGAGCCGAGGCGGACUUUCUCGGUUUGCCUACGAUGUCAAUUCCGCACACAACCAGCCGGCUUAUUUGCACAGGAGCCCGAUAAAUCACCGGAUGGGAAGGCUGAAGAGGAGCCGAAGAAAGAUGUAGUAUUCGCUAUGCCACCGCCGCCUAUGUCGGAGGGGUCGACAACUCAACAUGUAAUGACGGACGCGGGGAGCUCCGGAUCUCCCCAAGUUGCAGAGAGGGCACCUACACAGGAACAAGAAGGGAAGGGCAAGACAGCAUGGAAUGGAACGGAAAUGGGCGGUCUUCCGUCCUAUAUAGAGAAUCGCAGGUCGCAGUUUUCCAAGCAGUUUACCGAGAUGAUGGAUAACCUGCAGUCCAACGUUUUUGUCGCUGGUCAGCGAUUGAAUGACUUGACUGGGUAUUCGUCAAUUGAGACACUCAAGAAAAAUAUACACGAUCAGGAGGAACGACUUCGAGCCGCCCGCCUCCGAGUCAGAUCCGCAAAAGAUGCCUACGCAGACGCCAUAAAUAGACGUUCAGCUUCUCAGCGUGAAGUCAACGAGCUCUUGCAGCGUAAGCAUGCGUGGUCUCCGGUAGACCUGGAACGAUUCACACAUCUAUACCGCAAUGACCAUACCAACGAAGUUGCCGAGAACGAAGCACAGGAAGCCCUGUCGGCAGCUGAGCGCGAGGCAGAAGAAGCCGCAGCACAGCUCACCAAGAAUAUUCUUUCCCGGUAUCAUGAGGAACAAGUUUGGUCGGACAAGAUCCGGCGCAUGAGUACUUGGGGUACCUGGGGUCUGAUGGGGGUCAAUGUACUUCUCUUCCUCGUUUUCCAGAUCGCCGUGGAGCCCUGGCGCCGCAAGAGACUGGUCAAGGGCUUCGAGGAGAAAGUCAUAGAGGCCAUUGAGAGAGAAAAGGUCUUGAACCAGACACCGGCUGUGGCCGCUGCCACUGUCGAAGGCACUGUCGCUGCCUCCGAAGAGAACACACUCUCAACCGCCUCUGAGGCCUCCACCGAUACCCCAGCGCCCGUCGAACAAGUCCAUACAACCGAACCAACAGAAGAAGCAGCUGUUCCUGCAGAGACUACCACCACCACCACCACCACCACCACCACCACCGCCGCCGCCGCCGCCGUAGAAGAAGAUCUUUCCACCCCUAAGGACACAGUGGACGGCGCCGUGGAAUCCGACAUCCCACCACCGUUAGAGCUCUCGCCCUCCCCUAGCGCUGUCGACUCGUGCCGUCGAUACCUAUACGACCUUUUUAGUGACCGUACGGUAAUCCUCACGCAGCGCGAUCUUUCUACAGUCGCUGCGACCAGCGCUGCAGCCGGCGCGGCUGUGAUGGGUCUGGUCAUUGCCCUGAUUCGCCCACGGUGA
Aspergillus ochraceoroseus IBT 24754 is the source of this 1503-nucleotide messenger RNA. RefSeq names its product putative mitochondrion biogenesis protein (She9) (gene she9). The record is from RefSeq and is a predicted model, not a curated record. Gene Ontology annotation, biological process: inner mitochondrial membrane organization. The transcript has 2 exons. Gene Ontology annotation, cellular component: mitochondrial inner membrane. Lineage: Eukaryota; Fungi; Ascomycota; Eurotiomycetes; Eurotiales; Aspergillaceae. Bases 1 to 1503 code for a protein of 500 amino acids.